AUGACGAACCAACAACACGUAGACAUCAAACAAGGAACGCUCGACCUCGAACGUAAGCCGUCCAUCGAGAUGAUUGAGGAUGCGGAAGAUCUCAAGAAGCCUAUAGACGCUGUAACGAAUGAGGUGAUCGAGGUGACGGAAGAAGAUAACGCCCGCCUCAGAAGGAUGAUCGAUAAGAGAGUACUACCUGUCUUGGUUUGGUGUUACCUCUUACAGAUCCUAGACAAGUUUGUCUUCGGCUACGGCAAUGUAUACGGAAUGAGUACCUCUCUCGGUCUCAAAGGUACAGACUACUCGCUGGCUUCGACCAUGAACAACGUCGCUCAGGCAGCUUGGAUGCCAUUCAGCACAUACCUCAUCGUCAAGGUACCCGCCAAACUUCUGAUGCCCGCGUUGAUUGUCGGCUGGGGUACGGCUCAAGCUUGUAUGGCUGCGUCACACAAUCUGGGUGGAUUAGCAGCGGCGCGAUUCUUUUUAGGCUUGUUCGAAGCCGGAUGUCUCCCUUUGUUUUCAGUGAUCACCGCACAUUGGUAUAGACGUUCUGAGCAGCCCAUCCGAGUCGCUGCAUGGUACUCAACAGUGGGGGUUGGCCAGAUUUUCGCAGCUAUCAUAGCCUUUGGAUUCGGGAAGGUCCACUCUGACAAGCUCGAAUCUUGGAGACUCAUCUUCAUCGUAGUCGGGGCGAUCACUGUUCUGUCCGCCCCACUGGUAUGGUACUUCCUCGAAGCGGAUAUUCAAGAAGCAAAGUUCCUCAACGAGCGUGCAAAAGCCAUGGCUAUCGAACGAGUUCGUGCCAACCAAACCGGUACUGGUACCAGAGAGUUCAAAUGGGCUCAUAUAUGGGAAGUCUUGUAUGAUCCAAAAACAUACCUUUUUGGUGGUCUAUCACUGUGCGUCAACUUCGGAGCUACCGUUGCGACAGCUUUUGGACCGACUCUACUGAAAGAUAUGGGUUUCACCAAGGAGACCGCUUCCCUGCUCAAUGCUCCUUUCGGUGCCCUACAAUUCCUGACCAUCUGGCUCGGAUCAUACCUAACCCAACGCUUCAAGCAAAAAGGAAUCAUCCUUGCAGCGAUGAUGACACCAGUAUUGCUCGGAGUCGCUCUGCUUUACCAAGCCAACAUCGUCGAAGAGCGUAAACUGCACAUGGCUUUGGGUGCUUAUUACUGCUUGUCUUUCAUCUGGAGCGGCAAUCCCAUCAUUGUCAGCUGGAUGGUGGCUAACACCGCUGGUCAAACAAAGAAGAGUGCCAUUUUAUCGGUCUUCAAUGGCUUCAACGCUAUUGGAAGUAUCGCGGGCCCACUCUUGUUCAACUCUCGAGAUUCGCCUCGAUACAUUCCUGGUCUUCGUGCUACUCUUGGUGUCUUCUCUGCUAUGAUGGGCUGCAACGCUAUGUGUUUUGCAGUCCUUUAUCUUCUCAACAAGCAAAGAGAAAGACAAAGAGUCGGAGCUGGUAAGCCUGCAAAGAUCCGAGACACUUCCAUGUUGAAUAAAUACGAGACCUACGCACAGGGCGAAGGACUUGGAGAGAAUGCUCUCAAAGAUCUGACUGACUUCAAAAACAACGAGUUUACCUAUGUUUACUAA
Messenger RNA from Kwoniella botswanensis, 1587 nucleotides. RefSeq lists its product as uncharacterized. Gene Ontology annotation, biological process: transmembrane transport. The record is from RefSeq and is a predicted model, not a curated record. Gene Ontology annotation, molecular function: transmembrane transporter activity. The transcript has 8 exons. Gene Ontology annotation, cellular component: membrane. Bases 1 to 1587 code for a protein of 528 amino acids. Lineage: Eukaryota; Fungi; Basidiomycota; Tremellomycetes; Tremellales; Cryptococcaceae.